Coregonus clupeaformis (lake whitefish) is the source of this 2357-nucleotide messenger RNA. RefSeq names its product zinc finger BED domain-containing protein 5-like. The record is from RefSeq and is a predicted model, not a curated record. Bases 729 to 1679 code for a protein of 316 amino acids. The transcript is spliced from 2 exons. Lineage: Eukaryota; Metazoa; Chordata; Actinopteri; Salmoniformes; Salmonidae.
UCGACUAGCUACCUAGUGUAGUGUCACACACACACAGUAGCCGCAGCCGCUCGCCAGUUAACCCUCUUUCAUCAAAAGGACUGACCACUUCCUCACAAAAAAUUAUUAAAUCCAGUCAAACCAUCAUGGCAUUCGCCAAGAUACGCAAGGUAGACCAGGAGAACCGUCAGUUCAAAACUGACUGGACUGAGAGGUAUUGCUUUUUUUUACCGGACCACAACAGUGCUAAGCCCACAUGCUUAAUAUGCAUGCAGACUGUAGCUGUAAUCAAAGCGGACAAUCUGAAGCGGCAUUUUAACUCUAUUCAUGCUGCCAGUUUUAAUGCAAACUACCCAGAAAAAUCUGACCAGCGCAAACAAAAAAUUGCAAGCAUGUUAACGUCAUACAAGCACUCGGUUUUAACUAUGUGUAAAACAUCGGCACAAGAGAUCGCAACAGCUGCCUCAUUACACGUUUCUUGGAAGCUUGCAAGAGCUAAGAAGCCAUUCGCCGAUGCAGAGUUAAUUAAACAAUGUGCAAUCGACAUGGCUAACUAAGUUUUAAACCAAGAGGAACCAAUAAAAAAAAAGAAGUUGUUGAGCUGUUGAAGCAAGUGCCGCUGUCGGCUAACACGGCAACCAGAAGAGUCGGAAGUUUUAGCGGAGGAGUGUUUUUCCAGUCUACUCACAGAUUUUAGGAAAACCGAAGCAUUCUCACUGGCAAUAGACUCGUCUUGUGACCGAACCGACAUGGAACAGCUGUCUGUGUUCGCAAUAUUUUUUGAUGGGAAGACAUUCCGGGAGGAGCUGCUGUGUUUGAUUUCUCUACCCGGGCGUACAACCGGGGAAAUAAUAUUCACAGAGCUGACACAGUUCUUCGAAAGGAAUGGCUUAGAUGUGAGUAAAAUUGUCUCUGUUGUUACCAACGGGGCUCUGUCAAUGGUGGGACACCGCCAGGGCUUGGUAAGCAGGCUUUCUGCCGUUAACCCAGCACUCCUGGCAUUUCACUGCAUUAUUUACAAGUCAGUUUUGUGCGCAAAACUGUGUGGAAAAAUGAAAGAGACCAUGGAUACUGUGACUCGACUAGUUAACUUUGUCCAUGAGAGCUCUAGUCUGCAGCAUCGCCUUUUUAGAGCAUUACUUGAGGAAAUGUCAGCUGAACACAAGGAUCUUUUGCUCCACAAUGACGUUCGCUGGCUGAGCAAAGGCCGUGUGUUGGAGAGGUGUGUGACCUGCGUGAUGAACUUGUCAUUUUUAUCCAGCCUGCAGAGCCAAAAAGCCAGCAACUUUUUGAGCUUUUUAACUGACAACAAGGUGAUAUCAGAUGUUACUUUUUUGUGUGACAUCAUGUCUCAUCUAAAUCACCUUAACCUGCGACUACAAGGCAAGAACCACACUGUUGCUGACAUGUAUGAGGCAAUUGAAGCUUUCCGGUCAAAGCUGCACCUCCUGGAGAGAGACAUUCACUUUCCACGUCUGCAUGAGCAUUAUGAGAAGAAUAAAAUGCAGGAAGAUCCAGCAAUGAAGGAUUUUGUGUCCAGGCUGGCAGAAAACUUCAAGGAAAGAUUUGAAAGCUCCCCUAAACUCUCAGCUGACAUCCUUCUCUUCGUAAGACAGCCAUUUUCUGUGUCAGCUGACGGCCAGUGGACUGCAGAGGCCAAAAAGCUGGUGCCUUCCAUAGAUCUUGGAGAUGAGCUUUGAGCAAAUCAGAUGUUCCCAACACAAGGAUGCACUGGUGAGUGACUUUUGGAUCAACGUGGUUCCCCAAGCUCGUUUUAAAAACACCAGAGAUAUUGCAAUGCUCUUACUCACGAUGUUCCCCUCAACAUACAUCUGUGAAUCAGCAUUUUCUUCAAUGAAUGCUAUCAAGAGCCAGGACAGAAACAGACUCUCAGAUUCACAUCUUGGACAGUGCCUCAGGAUUGCCACAACAGAAUACAAGCCUGACAUCAGAAAGGUUGCCUCAUCCCGUCGCUCUCACUGAUUGAAAGACCGCCUGAACGCAAAUAUCCAAAGCAUGGGUGUUCCAGACAGAAGUGGGCGCUGUGUGUGUGUGUGUGUGUGUGUGUGUGUGUGUGUGUGUGUGUGUGUGUGUGUGUGUGUGUGUGAAUGUGUUUGCUGACUGUUUGCACAGAAUAUGCUCCAGGGGCAUUUCAUAAUUAAAUAGUUGGUUUUGGACUAAUUUAGUAUUUUUCAUUUUUCUCUUAUGUGACUCCUAACACCACUACUAAUAAUUAUAAAAUCACAAUAGAAGUGAAAACUGAUAAAACAUAAAACAAACAUGUUGGCCCUCGGCUUGGCAUGCCUGACCAAAUGUGGCCCUUUUGGAAAUCUAAUUGGGGAACCCUGAUAUACUGUAUUCUAUACUAUUCUACUGUA